Exophiala oligosperma is the source of this 1220-nucleotide messenger RNA. RefSeq lists its product as uncharacterized. The record is from RefSeq and is a predicted model, not a curated record. Lineage: Eukaryota; Fungi; Ascomycota; Eurotiomycetes; Chaetothyriales; Herpotrichiellaceae. The transcript has 2 exons. Gene Ontology annotation, biological process: proteasome-mediated ubiquitin-dependent protein catabolic process. Gene Ontology annotation, cellular component: nucleus; cytosol; proteasome regulatory particle, lid subcomplex. Bases 200 to 1027 code for a protein of 275 amino acids.
GUCGAUUGUGUAAGUUGUUUACAAAGAACACUCCGAUUCACAGUCAACCACAAAUCGUCACCCUGUCAGUCGAAGAUUGACUUUGCGCUGGCCAGUACUUCAUCAAAUCCGCUGUUGAAAACACACCCUUUUUCGUCGACAUCUCUUCUCACGCCCCCAUCAUCUACCCGUUUACGCCAUCCAGAGAACAACCCUCACCAUGCCUGCAGCUCCAGGCCAUAACACAUCUCUUGACCCGAUCCUGCACUCUCUCCAGCAGUCGUUAAGCCAUGGUGACCCUUCACAAGCCCAGUCACUACUCCAGAAAGCGAAGUUGGCUCUCCUGCAACAGAACGCACUGAUACCCUCCCAGCAGACGGCCGUUUCGACCCUAGCGACAGCUCGCUCCAUACUCGAGGCCGGUGCUCUCCUGUCGAUACGCUCGCGAGACCCUGACUCCUUCAUCCGAUACUACUCACAACUCCAGCCGUUCUACGACUUCCCCGGCCUUCAAUCUAGCCCUUCCCAAAGCAGGUCCAAAAUCACCGGACUUUACCUGCUUCUACUGUUAAGUCAAGGUGACUAUGCCGGGUUCCAUACCCUCCUCGAGUCCUUGAUUGUGGCGGAAGACCCCAACGAUGCAUCGAGGGUGGAAGAAGACCAAUACAUCAAAUACCCAAUCGAACUGGAACGAAGUCUCAUGGAGGGCAGCUAUGAUCAGGUGUGGAGGAAAACAAACGGCCGAGAUGUGCCCGGAGAGGAGUUUGCCCUGUUUUCUGACAUCUUGAUCAACACCAUCCGACUCGAGAUUGCCUCCUGUGCUGCUCGGUCAUAUCCCUCGCUCCCUAUUGCUUCGGCCAAGAACCUCCUCUUCCUCGAUUCCGAAGGUGCGGUCAUGGACUUUGCGAGUGAACAGGGCUGGAGUCUGGAAGAAGGUCGGAUAUACUUCCCUGGGUUGGAGGAUGCAAAGAAGGAGGAAGAUGGAGACCAGAAGGAAGUGAUCAAUCACAUGGUUGGAUAUGCUCGCGAAUUAGAGAUGAUUGUCUAGACCUGGAAUGUUGUUUUGCCAUCGAUCAAAAGGCAUGCAAUAUUUUGUACUCAUAGAGCGCGCGGAAAGCUACUAGGAACAAGGCGAAACAGCAUGCGCAUACACAAAUAAGGCAUUUUGAUGGCACUUUUUUGGCCGACUGUCCGAUCGCCUUUUUCUCCAAAACAUUCUAUUACCACAAUUAUGAGUUGAU